Molecule: messenger RNA, 4077 nt
Organism: Rhizoctonia solani
Lineage: Eukaryota; Fungi; Basidiomycota; Agaricomycetes; Cantharellales; Ceratobasidiaceae
Product: peptidase C14
Exons: 12
Coding region: 1-4077 (1358 amino acids)
Molecular function (GO): protein binding
Source: RefSeq, a predicted model, not a curated record
AUGUCUAAGUCUAAAGCUACGGUAAAGGGCAAAGAAGGGAUAGACAGGAGACUGAGAAGUGAGCUGAUGGCCUUGAGCAGUGCCUCUGGAUUGCUCGGACCUAUUGGAACAGUUGCCAGUAUACUAUUAGACUGCUUCGACGCCAUCAAGAGCCAGCAAGACUACGAAGACCUGGCGACGGACCUCGCACAGCUAAGCGAAUCACUCGUCAAGCGUUUCGGAGAAAAUACAUCAAACACAAUGUUCGGAUCAGUGGCGGGAAUUUCCAAGCAAAUGGCCGAUGAGGCGAUGGACGUGAAGAACAAGACCCAACAUGGAGUUUCGACUGGACGGUCAUUGAUAGAGGAAUCGGAUGAAGAUGAAUUAAUGCGACAUUGUAGGCGAAUACAGUCACUGUUUCGACAGCUGCCGAUCGACCUAAGCGCAGGCACCUGGAGCAUCGCGGAUGAGAUUCUUAUUGUACGCACAUGCACAUCUGGACGUUUUGCGACGAAGCCUGUGGAGUCGCAAAACAGCGACUUAGCCGGAGAAGCCGGCGCUACCGAGAAACAACACGACUAUAAGGACUCAACGACCGAUCUCGCGGUGUCAGUAGAGUCGGCCACCGAAUACUUCAAGCAAGAAGGAUCGUAUCGGAGGUUUCGUUAUAUAUCUGAGAUUGCCAAGGUGAUUGAAAAUGAGGCGGCACGGAUGAAGAUAAGUAUGGGGCCUGAUGCCCUAAUUAGAGGACCAGCGACAGCAAAACUGGACGAGGAGGAAGUAAUGCAACACUAUCGGCGGAUAUGCUCGCUAUUUCAGCAGCUGAAGAGUGAAUUAAACGCAGCCACCUGGUGUAUGGGUAAUGAAAUGAUGGUUAGCACACGAGCCCAACAACUAUACCCAGCCUCUGAGGCAGUAUUCGACUCCGCGAUUUCCAGUGACAUAGGCAGACGCACAUGCACCGAAGGUACACGAACGCAAGUCCUAGAUGACCUUGCCAAAUGGGCCAGCGACCCGGAUGCGCCUUCAGUUUUUUGGAUGAAUGGUGUGGCAGGAACAGGCAAGACAACCAUCGCGACCACCUUCUCGCAGCGGCUUGAGCACAAUGAUCUACUGGUUGCCAGCUUCUUCUGUACCCGGAAUUCGGCCGAAUGUCAGGAUGUGAAUAGGAUCGUACCGACGAUUGCAUACCAACUGGCGCGGUAUUCGCCUUCGUUCCAGCGUGGGCUGUGCGACAGCUUGGGCGUGGAUCCACGAACAAGGUCGGGAAUAACAGAGGAGUUUGAACUCCUACUCACGGGGCCACUACAGGAGAUGGACAAGGCAAAGAUCAGAAGCCAGGUGGUAGUGAUAGAUGGCCUGGACGAAUGCAAAGACCGGGAAGUAAUAGGUGAAAUUCUCGAGAUGACGUUCCGUUACGCUUCACAGUUGCCGAUCAAGUUCUUUGUGACAAGCCGACCGAUACCAGAGAUAGUCAGAAUAAUGGGAGCACACCCUGGAUCUUCAACAGUUAUGCUGCUUCACGAUAUCGAGACGCUACUAGUCAGUGCAGACAUAGAGCUGUGCCUGAGAGAAGGGCUAGCGUCCAUAUCUCCUGAUGUAUCGGACGCAGUCAUCAAGUUGCUUGUAGAAAAGUCGGGAGUGCUAUUCAUCUAUGCAGCGGUCCUUUUGCGACUCCAUGCUCCAGCUGGAGCGAACCGGUUGAUCCAAUGUAUAUGGGGAUAUGACAAUCAGCCGCAGGAACCCAUCCAUGCCGAGACUAUUGCGAUACUAUCCAAUACUAAUGACCAUCGCCGCGUGGAGCAUGCACUCAGCUUGCUUCUUCCUAUUAUAAGAUAUUCAGAGUCUACUCGCCUUGCGUCCACGCUUCAUAUGUCCCUCCAGGAGUUCGUCUUCGAUCAGAAAAGGUCCGGGGAGUACUUCUGUAAUGUCGUCGAGCAGAUUCCAGUAUUGGCGCGCCGUUGCUUCCAGGUCAUGGAGGACCAGCUACGAAUGAACAUAUGCGACCUACCAUCAUCGUUCGUCCCUGACGACAAAGUCGAAGACCUGCAGGACCGAAUCGAGAAGAACAUCUCGCCCGCUCUGGCAUACGUGUGCCGCAAUUGGGCGAACCACCUUCGAUUAGCGCCCCAGUCGGACGAAUUUGCCACGACACUCGGUGACUUUCUCUCACACAGGCUACUGUUCUGGAUCGAGGUCCUCAAUCUACGGGGCGAGCUAUCCGUCGGGGUUGCAGCAUUAUUGACAGCUAAGAAAUGGCUAGCAUCCUUAGAUACUGCUUCCUCCCGGCGAGGAUUAUCAAUUUUAAUCGAGGAUUCAACCAAGUUCAUCAUGGAUUAUGCCUCUACUUUAGCAUCUCAGUCGACACCACACAUCUACAUCUCGGCACUUGCUCUUUGCCCUGGGCGGAGUACGGUAUACACGAACUACUGGGGUCGGGCGCGGGGUUUACUAGAACUGAGGGGCAGCCUGAUGGAACGUAGAGAGAUGGCGGGAGUGGUGGCGGCGGCUACCUGGAAUACCACAUCGUCAGUAAUCACCCUUGCCUAUUCACCGGACGGUAGUCGAGUUGCAGUCGGAUGCGAUGAUGGGACCGUCAGUAUACGCGAUGCAUACGACGGGACCCAGCUUACUGAACCAUUACGAGGCCACAUCCAUCGGGUCAACUCGGUGAUAUUUUCGUCCGAUGGCAGACAUAUUGCAUCUGGAUCGGCUGAUUGCACUAUUCAACGAUGGGACCCACUUAAUGGCACUCUUAUUGGCAGUCCAAUGAAACACACGGAGGCCGUUGUCUCUGUUUCUUAUUCCCCCGAUAACCAACACAUCGCUUCGGGUUCCAGCGACAAAGUCUGGGUGUGGGAUGUAUCUAAUGGUACGCUCCUGCUCGGCCCAUUAGAAGGUCAUGGCGGUUUAGUCAAUUUUGUGUCGUUCUCACCUGACGGCACUCUCAUCGCCUCUGCCUCCGCCGACCAUACGAUGCAACUGUGGCGCUUCCCCGAUGGCACCCCCGCAAGCUCCCCAUUGCAAGGUCAUACCGGGGGCGUGACAUACGCUGUGUUCACUCCUGACGGCUCUCGACUUGUCAGCGCAUCCUAUGACGGGACGAUUCGUACUUGGAACGUGUUGGAUGGCUCGCCUAUUGGUCUUUUAUGUCAGGAUAUUGGCCCAAUCACCUCGAUGGCACUCUCACCUGAUGGCGGGUCCAUUGCAUCUGUUACCAAAUGGGGCAUGCAAAUCUGGAGGGUCGGUGGUGAAAUGCUUGUUACUGGUCCACUUGUCGGCUCCGCUGGCCCCGUCAAAUACUCACUGGAUGGCACUCAACUUAUCUCCUGCUCUUUGGAUACCGUCCGAUUAUGGAACGUGCGGGAAGGCGUUUUGCCUAUUCCCACGCCGUCGAGGCGUUUCCCGUACCCGGUGGUGUCUUCGUCAUUUUUGCCGGAUGGUACGUGUGUGUCGUUGGGAUCAGGUUCCACGAAUCAGAUCUAUGAUCUCUCUGAUGGCACGUGCCAGGUGGAUUUGAAUUAUGUCGCACCACUUGCCUCUUCACCCUCCCAUGACUCGUCCCCGGAUGGUUCUUAUAUCUCCAAUACUUCAGAUGGCACAUUGCGGCGGAUUUUCUCGCACGACAGCCGCUCUAUCAUCAUGGGCUUUGUAGAUGGCGUCGUCCAAGUCCAGUCUCUCGAAGAUGAACGUCAUAUAACUCGGCUGCUUACUACUCAUAUGAACUCAGUCCAAUCAAUUGCCCAGUCUCCCGAUGGCUCCCUUGUUGCCUCCAUUAAAAAUGAACGCUUCGUCGGCCAGAGCUUGCGCAUCUCAAAUUUGCUUUUGCUCUUGCUAAAUUUGCAGUGCUCUGAUGAUCGUGAUUCCACUUCCAUCGAGACCUAUGUUAACCCAGAUAUCUAUGCCGGGUGGCACAGUCGCGAGGAUGGCUGGGUAGUCAACAAGAACGGUGAUUUACUUUUUUGGUUCCCACCCGACAUACCUUCCGGCCUCACUCCACAUACCUCAAUUGUUAUCACACAGUUUGGGACAUUGUUUGUACCCAAGCAGAACUUGUGCAUCGGCGACCAGUGGUCUCGAUGCUAUAUCGUGGAUUGA